AUCGAUCAAACAGGGGGAAAAAAUGAGCGUUUAUAUUUCUGACCAAUCACAGAGAGGUACUUCCUCUGUCGUCACCGCCGGUCUGUUCCGGCUGCUGUAAUAAAUAGUCAUGUGAACAGAGAGCAGUUUCCAGAGCAACGGACAGAGCAACGGACAGAGAUAUGAUGUUGUGUGUUGCAGUGUGUGUGUUGGCCCUCUCUGGUCUAGUCCACGCGGGACCAUCUGCUGUCAGGGUCUCUGACGUCCAGCGACGCUCCGUUAAACUGCACCACAAGCUGGACCCUGAAGUGCACAUGAACAUCUCGGAGAUCAUCAGGUACUGGGGUUAUCCUGCAGAAGAACACGAGGUGCUGACAGAGGACGGGUACAUCCUGACUCUCAACAGGAUCCCACAGGGACGCAAACACACUGAAGGUUCUCGGCCGGCGGUGUUCCUGCAGCACGGCCUCCUGGCGGCGGGCAGUAACUGGAUCACCAACCUGCCAAACUCCAGUCUGGGCUACGUGCUCGCCGACGCCGGCUACGAUGUCUGGAUAGGAAACAGCCGAGGAAACACCUGGUCCAGGAAACACCACACACUCACACCUGACCAGGACGACUUCUGGAGGUUCAGUUAUGAUGAGAUGGCUCUGAAGGAUCUUCCUGCUGUUAUAAACUACGUCCUGAAGGUGACGAGUCAGGAACAGAUUUAUUACGUCGGACACUCUCAAGGGACAACUAUAGCAUUCAUAGCAUUCUCCACGCUGCCAGAACUGGCCAGUAAGAUCAAGAUGUUCUUCGGUUUGGCUCCCGUAGCAACCGCCUCCUUCACCGAGAGCGCCAUGACCAAACUGACCUUCCUGCCAGAGUUCCUCAUCUGGGAAGUGUUUGGUAGGCAGGACUUUCUGCCUCAGAGUCACAUGAUCGAGUGGUUUUCAGAACACGUGUGUGCGAAGCAGCUGCUCAACGAGUUGUGUGGGAACCUGUUCUUCGUCCUGUGUGGCUUCGACCGAGAAAACCUCAACAUGACUCGGACUCCGGUCUACACUGAACACUGUCCUGCUGGGACCUCAGUCCAGAACAUGAUCCACUGGUCCCAGGCUGUUCACACAGGGAAGCUGAUGGCUUUUGACUUUGGAUAUACAGGAAACAUGAAACACUACAACCAGUCCACACCCCCUGAGUACAACGUCCCGGACAUGAAGGUUCCCACCGCUCUGUUUUCGGGGGGACGGGAUACGCUGGCGGACCCCAAAGAUAUAGCCAUCCUCCUCACGCAGGUGUCUAACCUGGUCUUCCAUCGGCACAUCGAACACUGGGAUCAUCUGGAUUUUAUUUGGGGUCUGGACGCUCCUGAGCAGAUGUUUCCCUUCAUCCUGAAGCUGAUGCAGGAGCACCAGUAGAGGGCGCUAUGCUGACACUAUGAUGAUGUACACGUCUGUGCUACAGUCAGGGGACCACAGUCUGAGGAUCACAGUACUGUACACGAGCAGAUGUUCUCCAGGUUUUAAUGAGGACUGUGGACUGUGUGUGUUUGUUUGUUUGUUUGUUUGUGUGUGUGUGUGUGUGUGUGUGUGUGUGUGUGUGGAUUUAAACACAUUGUACACACCUUACAGCCACAUCACACUGUUUGUUUUUACUGUUUUUACUCAAAUUUCAAACUAAAAGUAAAAAUGUAGUCUGUUUUAAACUCAAAUAAGCUUUAUUGGCCUGAAUAUUUUUUGACACUGAUGCUGAAGCAAAAUGCCCAUGAAGUAUAACACAUAAAAAUACUUACUGUGCAGAAUGUUUCGUUAUUAUAGAUUAUGAUAUUUUAUUAGUUUUUCACCAAUCAGUGCAUUUUAACUUGUACUUCAUCAACGUGGAGACAGUUUUAGAUAUUUUAUCUACCAAUAGGUGGAUUAUUAUUAUUAUAGUUCUGCAUCAUAUCAGUUUUUUUUUAAUAUAAAUGUAACUAUCAGGCAAACUAAUGCGGUAAAAGUCUAAUAUUUCCCUCUGAAAUGUGGAGUAGAAAUAUAAAGUAGCAUGAAGCGUAAAUACUCAAAUAAAGUACAAGUACUACUGAACUACAGUAUCUGAGUAAAAGUACUUUCCACCACUGAAGACUGAAGACAUCUCAUCAGUCUCAGCUGUACUUUGUGUUUACUGCUUAUUAGCUAAUGUUAGCAUGCUAACCAUCAGCAAGUUAGCAUUAUUUCUGUUAGCGUUAUCACUUUUAGCAUUAUCAUUGUUAGCAUGUUAGCAGUUGGUGUGUUUGAGGAGUUCAUCUGUUGAAACAGUCCGUCCUGUGACCUGCUGCUCAUGAACGCACCUAAAAACAACAUCCUGAAGCUGUUUAUUGAUUUUAUGUCAGAUUUUAUUUCAACAAGUCGAAACUGUUUAAUUUUUCAUUAAUCCGUCACGUGACCAGCUGGAACAUAGUCACUUGUGUUUAUAUCUGUGUUUUAUUUUGUGUUUUACUCUGUAUAAAAACCUGUGUAUUUGUUUCUAUGUCCGACGUGUUUUUUUAAUGCUAACCAAACAAACCUGUGUAUGAUUUUUUUCUUCAGUUUGUAAUUAACAGAACUUUUAUUGUGAAAAUCCUGUCAGACAGAUGUGUGAAGAAGCUCAGUGAAUCUGCUGAAAGCUGAACUUUGUUUUUGUAGGGAGACGUCAGAGGUUUUCUCAUUCAACAGAGUUUGAUCACAGCACCAUCUGGUGGACAUCAGAGGAACUGCAGCUCGAAGCGUGGUUAAAAAAAUACAACAAGGUGCUAAUGUUAGCAUCCAACCUCAGCUCAUGUUGAUGUUAGCAUGUUAGCGUCUCAAAACGUUUCCAACAUUUUAAAUACGUGUUAAGUAUUAGUUAAAGGACCUGUCAAUCAAUGUUGGGGGGGACGCAAUAUCCAAUUAUGUGGUUUGAAUUGUCGUGGGCGGGACUAAACUUUUAUUUAGAUAAUGGCUUUAAAAUAAUUUCAGCAACAUAUCUUAAUCUAUUGUAUUUUUGCUAAUUAUGAACCAGUUUUUGAUGAAACUGUCUAAUAAAUCUGAGAAACAA
Messenger RNA from Epinephelus moara (kelp grouper), 3015 nucleotides. RefSeq names its product lipase, gastric (gene lipf). The transcript is spliced from 11 exons. The coding region runs from base 162 to 1382 and encodes 406 amino acids. Lineage: Eukaryota; Metazoa; Chordata; Actinopteri; Perciformes; Serranidae. Gene Ontology annotation, molecular function: hydrolase activity, acting on ester bonds. Gene Ontology annotation, biological process: lipid metabolic process. The record is from RefSeq and is a predicted model, not a curated record.